UAACAAAGCAUCAGAAAAACUAGAACUCAUCUAAUACCAGCCAUGGAACUCAACUUCGUUUCCUUGGCCUUUCUUUUCUCGUCCUUCUUCUUUGCUCUUGUAGUGCUUAAGGCAGCCAAAUCCACAGCAAUGAAGCUGCCUCCAAGCCCACCGAAGCUCCCCAUCAUAGGCCACUUGCACCGCGUGCUCGGAUAUAUCCCUCACCGCGCCUUGAGAGACCUGUCCCGGCGACAUGGGCCUGUCAUGCUUCUGAAGCUCGGACAAGUCGACCAAGUAGUCAUCUCCUCUCGGGAGGCUGCGAGAGAGAUCAUGCAGACCCAUGAUCUCAUCUUUGCCACCCGGCCCAGACUAUUCAUCCCCGAGAUGCUUUUCCGUUGCUCUGACAUCGCCUUCGCUCCCUACGGUAACUACUGGCGGCAGAUGAGAAAGAUAUGCACGGUCGAGCUACUAAGUGCAAAGCGUGUCAAGGAAUUUGCAGCGCCUCUACAGGAAGAGAUUUUGAACCUCGUGGGGAAUAUCUCCAAGUUGAACGCAUCUCCUGUGAACCUCUCCGAGAAGGUUUUCUUACUAACCAACGGCGUGAUCUCAAGAGUCGCAUUUGGCAAUACAUGCAAGCAUGCGCAGAGGUUUCUUGUGGAGACUAAGAAACUGACGGCGUUGGCCUCCGGAUUUUGUGUAGCUGAUCUGUUCCCCUCGUUGACCUUUAUCGACACUCUCAGUGGAUUGAGAUCCGCGUCAGAGAAAUCUUGGCGUGAGUUGGAUGAGAUCCUUGAGGAGAUAAUCGAGGAGCACCAAGAGAAGAAAGCCACCUCAAAUGGCAACAAAGGGGAUGAUCCACGAGAGGAAGAUAUUGUCGACGUUCUUUUAGGGCUGGAGGAAAAUGGUGGACUUGAGUUCCCUGUCACACGCACCAACAUCAAGGGCGUAAUCAUGGAUUUGUUCGUUGCAGGGACCGAUACGGCAUCGGGAACGACGGUAUGGGCGAUGGCAGAGCUAAUCAAGCACCCUGAGAUUAUGAAGAAAGCUCAAGCGGAGGUGCGGCGAGUGCUGAAGGGAAGGGCCUGGAUUGAGGAGGGGGACAUGAGUGAAUUCCACUACAUGAAGCUGGUGAUCAAGGAGACUCUGAGGUUGCACCCGCCUGCUCCGCUGCUGUUGCCUAGGUUCUGCACCAAGAGUUGCCAAGUGGAUGGCUACGAUAUUCCGGCGGGUAGCCGGGUUGUGAUCAAUGCUUGGGCUAUAGCAAGGGAUCCAGGGUACUGGGAGGACCCAGAAAGCUUCAGGCCCGAGAGGUUCGAUGGCAGCUCGGUGGACUACAUUGGUGGUAGCUUUGAAUACGUGCCUUUCGGUGCGGGGCGGAGGAUUUGCCCUGGGAUGACCUUUGGAUCGACCCAAAUGGAGCUGAUCUUGUCCCACCUUCUCUACCAUUUUGAUUGGAAGCUUCCCAACGGAAUGGACCCCAACGAUGUGGACAUGAGCGAGACAUAUGGGGUAACUGUGAGCAUGAAAUCCCCUUUGUGCUUGAUCGCUACUCCUCACAUACCCCUCUAGAGUCAAAUAGAUGCAUCCAUCAAACUAGAUACUAUAUAAGAUGUUUGUAUAAACAUAUAUACUAAAUACUAUAUGAGAUAUAUAUAAAUAUA
This is a messenger RNA of Elaeis guineensis (African oil palm), 1640 nucleotides long. RefSeq names its product premnaspirodiene oxygenase. The record is from RefSeq and is a predicted model, not a curated record. Gene Ontology annotation, molecular function: oxidoreductase activity, acting on paired donors, with incorporation or reduction of molecular oxygen; monooxygenase activity; heme binding. Lineage: Eukaryota; Viridiplantae; Streptophyta; Magnoliopsida; Arecales; Arecaceae.